UACGGGAUCCCGUUCUACCUGCAGUACCUUGCUCACUGGCCUGAGUACUUCAUCGUGGCUGAGGCUCCGGGCGGCGAGCUGAUGGGCUACAUUAUGGGGAAGGCUGAAGGAUCGGUGGCCCGGGAGGAGUGGCACGGCCACGUCACGGCUCUGUCCGUGGCGCCGGACUUCAGGAGGCUCGGCCUUGCUGCCAAACUCAUGGAGAUGCUGGAAGAAAUCUCUGAGAGGAAAGGUGGUUUCUUCGUGGAUCUGUUCGUGCGUGUGUCCAACCAGGUGGCGGUCAACAUGUACAAGCGUCUGGGCUACAGCGUCUACCGGACCGUCAUCGAGUACUACUCGGCCAGCAACGGCGAGCCCGACGAGGACGCCUACG
Messenger RNA from Nematolebias whitei (Rio pearlfish), 373 nucleotides. RefSeq names its product N-alpha-acetyltransferase 20, NatB catalytic subunit (gene naa20). The record is from RefSeq and is a predicted model, not a curated record. Gene Ontology annotation, cellular component: NatB complex. Gene Ontology annotation, biological process: N-terminal peptidyl-methionine acetylation. NCBI's taxonomy places the organism in Eukaryota, Metazoa, Chordata, Actinopteri, Cyprinodontiformes, Rivulidae. Gene Ontology annotation, molecular function: protein-N-terminal amino-acid acetyltransferase activity.